CCCACUCUGAGCUCGUAUUUAGAGGAGUCUUUGUGGUCCAACAGUUUCAUUCGUGUUCACACGGCUGCGGCUCCUGUGCGUCUCUUCUCCUGUCCGGUGUCUUCUUCUCCCCGUGUUCUUCUUCUCACCGCCCGUCCCGGGAACAUGGCCGAUACCGCAGUGGAGAGCAGCCCCGCCAGCACCGAGGCGGCCGUCACCAAGGAUCUGAAGGAGAAGGAAGAGAAGAAGGAAGUGGUGAAGGAGAAGAAGGAAGAGAAGAAGGAAGUGGUGAAGGAGAAGAAGGAAGAGAAGAAGAAAGAAAAGGAAGUAGUGAAGGAAGAGAAGGAAGUAGUGAAAGAGAAGGAAGUAGUGAAGGAAGAGAAGAAGAAAGAAGAAAAGGAAGUAGUGAAGGAGAAGAAGGAAGUGGUGGAGGAAGAGAAGAAGGAAGUAGUGAAGGAGAAGGAAGAGAAGAAGGAAGUGGUGGAGGAGAAGGCAGAGAAUGGCGCCGGUGAUCGUCCCCCGGCCAAUGGCACAGAAGAGAACGGAUCUGCUCACAGUGAUGAGAACAAGGAGAACACCGAGGAUCCGGAGGAGGAUGAAGUAGAGGGUGACGGUGAGGGCGAAGGAGACGAGGAGGGUGAAGGAGAGGAGACAGACGCUCCUCCUGUAAAGCGCCCGGCAGAGGAGAAGAAGGAAACUGAAAGUAAGAAACAGAAGACAGAAAACGGAGAUUCCACCGAAGUGAAAGAGUCGGCUUAAUCCUGCGCUCCGGCGACAUUUUAUAGAAUGAAGAAGUAGAAAACGGGCUUUAUAUAUCUGUACAUUUUACACAACAACUUUUUAUAUCCUGUAAACCCACAUGUACUAGAAACCUGUAACAUCAGACAGCGGGAGGUUUUUGUAUAAUGUUAUUUAUUGUUUGUACUGGUUGUUACUCUUUUUGGUGGUGAAGCUUUGUGUAUCCUGGAGUGAAGUAAUAUAACCCUGUGUGCAUAGAACAGUGUUUCACAACCACCGUGCCUCCAGCUGUUGCAAAA
This is a messenger RNA of Hyla sarda, 1016 nucleotides long. RefSeq lists its product as uncharacterized. Bases 145 to 738 code for a protein of 197 amino acids. The transcript is spliced from 6 exons. Lineage: Eukaryota; Metazoa; Chordata; Amphibia; Anura; Hylidae. The record is from RefSeq and is a predicted model, not a curated record.